GAAAAAACUGAGAGCAAAUGAAGCGACAAACGAAAAAUCCUUUGAUGCUGUGUUGUUGGAGAACACAACACGUGUCUACGAAAUACCAACAGCGUCUAUAAAGUGAUCAAACUCCCUCCCUGAACUAGAACCCUGUUGUGCCUUUUCUGUCGAUUUCUAUUCAAACCAAAGCUACAAAUAAUUUAAAAAAAAAAAGAAAAAUUAUAAUUUGGGCAUUCACAAUCUCUGAGCACACAACAUAAUCCAAGAGUUUUUCUAACAAAGUUUCAGCUUCUGAUCUUGCUUCAUCUUUCACAACACGUAAGUUAUCCAGCUUCAAUCAGUUUUUGAAGAGGAAAAGGAAAGGGGAGAGCAGACCACAGAGUGGCCUCCAAAGGGACUAAUGUCAUUUGUAUAAGUGCUUGAAAUUUAAAGGUAAUUGCAAACAGAAGAUAGUGGAAGAAAUCCAACAACUCUUCUAGUGAGGUUGAUUGAUGAUCCUAUGGAUUUAAAAGGUAUAACCUGGGUGGGACAGGUAUAUCAGAAAUUUGAAGCCAUGUGCCUAGAGGUGGAAGAAGUUAUGUACCAGGACACAGUUAAAUACGUGGAGGAUCAGGUGCAGACUGUAGGUGCUAGUGUCAAAAAGUUCUACUCAGAUGUGAUGCAAGACGUGAUGCAGGAUUUGCUUCUUCCAUCUUCAUCGGAGCCCAUGAAAGCAGUGGCUGCAUCUGACACGCAAGUAGAGAAAUUUGCUGAGACAUUAAAAAAGCCUAAUGUAGGUUUAAAGGAGGCUACCAUAAAGGGUGAGGGCGAGCAGUUAUCUGAAGAUUCAGAAGUGAUUGCUGAUGAUAAUGAAAAUGCUGUCAACAUGCCUUUGUCCUGCCGGCUUCACAUGGUUGAUAACAUAUUUGAAUCAUGCCCUCAGAGAUUUGUGGAAAGAGCAUCCUCUAACUUGCUUUCUGGGGAGCAUAGCUACAAUACACUUGAUAAGUCAAAUGUUGAGAAUUUACCUCUGGCUGCAAAUUACAAAGUGUCAUGUUGGCAGAUGCCCACAACAUUAACCCAAGUUUUGGCUGAAGAAGAUAAUUGUGACUCCAUAGAACAAAGCUGUAAAGAAAUUGAAAGUGCAAGUGAGUCUAUAACUGAAACUCUAAAUGAUGAUUUACAGUUGGUUGAGUCAAUUGGGAAAAAUGAAAUGGAAAUGAGAUGUUCAUCCUCUGUUAUAGGAUUGGCAGAAUUUAAUGUUUCUGCAGACAGUUGUUCAAAUGCUGGAAUGGUUUCUUUAAUAGGAUGCUCCAUCAAUGGUGACAUUCAACACAAUGAAUUUUCUGAUAAAAUUGCUUUUGCGUCCUCUCCAGGUCCUGUUGAAGAACAUCCAGGACAAUCAAAUAACUGGACCAUGGAUACCUCAGGGAGCAGGAGCAGUAAUGUUGGUAGAAAGGAAAUUGAAACUGUUUUACCAUUAGAUAAGACACGAGUUGAUGAAAGUUGUAUCAUGGUGAAUGGAGCUGAACUUCAUUUUCAUCAUCAGAGGGAAGGCAAACACAAGCCUUACCAGAAAAAGAUUCGUGAUGCGAUAUCUUCAAGAAUGAGGUCGACAAGGAAAAAGGAAUACAAACAACUUGCACUAUGGUAUGGAGAUGAUGUAAAAUCUGAGCAAGACUGUGAGGGGAGUUCAAUGUUAGCUCUAAAAGGAGGAGAGGAUAUGAGGAGAUCACUAACUCAUGAUGUCUUGGAUUCAGAGUGGGAGCUUCUUUGAGUGCAGGAUGGCAGCUGUGCAUGCAUAAUUUAGUUAAACUCGCUCCCUCCCAGCUGAAAUGCUGAUGAAAGGAAGUGAGAUGCUGGACUUUGCAUUAGUAAUUGUACUCCCAACUUACUGAACUAAAAACGGAUUUAUAUAUCAUCAUUUGGCUAGAGGGCAGCAAAGUGAAGUGGAAAGGAAGUACCUUUUGCUGUCAUGAUGGAAAUACUAUAAUUCUACAAUAGUUAGUAGCGUACACAAAUUUUUCCAAAAAGAAAAAAAUUGACAAUAGGAGAGAUAAAAAUACACUCAUAAUUAAACUUGAAAUUGAAUAAAGGGGAAGGUAUAGAAGAGUCGAAUACAAGAAUUUAUGUAAGUUUGAUCUUUCAAGGCAUUUACGUUUUUCUCGUUGAGCUUGCCUACCCGGCUUCCUUCGCCAAGAAGUCCAAUUCAUUAUAUUUUUAGCUCUACAUCUACCUUUCGAGGUUAAAUUUUAACCUUUGUAACUCCACUCAAACCCUUGAAAGGUUAUAUAAAAUUAAAAGACAAAUGAAUAUGAAAUAAGUUUUGGAUAUAAGAAUUACAAAAGAAUAUAGAAAUAAAGCUCUACAACACUUAAAAAGUUCUUGAAUGCUAGAAGAGUUUGAUAUCUCUUGCAAGUAAUGUCUGUUAAUGAUGAAC
This is a messenger RNA of Durio zibethinus, 2401 nucleotides long. RefSeq lists its product as uncharacterized. Gene Ontology annotation, cellular component: phagophore; autophagosome. Gene Ontology annotation, biological process: response to stress. NCBI's taxonomy places the organism in Eukaryota, Viridiplantae, Streptophyta, Magnoliopsida, Malvales, Malvaceae. The record is from RefSeq and is a predicted model, not a curated record.